Messenger RNA from Loa loa (African eye worm), 2868 nucleotides. RefSeq names its product Skb1 methyltransferase. Gene Ontology annotation, cellular component: nucleus; cytosol. Gene Ontology annotation, biological process: regulation of DNA-templated transcription; peptidyl-arginine N-methylation. The coding region runs from base 109 to 2217 and encodes 702 amino acids. The record is from RefSeq and is a predicted model, not a curated record. The transcript has 13 exons. NCBI's taxonomy places the organism in Eukaryota, Metazoa, Nematoda, Chromadorea, Rhabditida, Onchocercidae.
AAUUUUUAGUGGUGAUUGGUGCAGUCAAAGUUGAAGAGAAGGAAUCAGAAGGAAGGGCCUUGUAAUCAGCACUGUGCGUUGAGCCGCAGCGAAAUCGCAGUUGCUCCGAUGUGUCAGGAAGAUGAGCAAGUGGCGCAAGCAUCCGAUAUAGAAAUUUCAGCCUUAGUUGGGUGGUUGGCAACGAAUAGUGAUGGUAUACACGACACGGAUAUUGUUGAGUAUUGUUCGAGACUGGGUGCUAGAAACUACAAUUUCAUAAAUUAUCCAGUUGGUGGUAUGAAACGGUCGUCAUGGCGUCCUGAAAAAGACGGCGCUCCACCUCCAAUAGAUCUUCCGGAUUUGCAACUCGAUGUUAAAUUAUGGGGGACAUAUGUUAUAGGACGGAUAUCGGACUGGAUAGAUUGCGAUGCGAACGAAACUUGGUUGGCAGAUUUAUCAUGCGUUGAAAUUGAAAAGGAACUUAAUUAUAUGACUUACAUGCCAUUGCAUGUAUUAACGUUGGAACUAAAACAUCGUGAUUCACCAAAAUUGGCAGAAAUAUUAACAAAGUGGAUGUGGACGCGGAAUAUGACUUACAGUGUUUGGGUAUUUAUGCCAACUGAUGAAAAUCUUCUUCCUGUCGUGGACUGUGGACAAGAUACUCGUGAUAUUUGGAGAAUAUGGGCUGAUUUCCGGAGUCUCUGCACGAAUUAUCCGAUGCAGAAGUUAGCUGUUGGAUUAAGAUUAUGUCCUAAUCUAGCCGAUGAAUUCCUGGAACCACGGCUGUAUAAGCGCUGGCACGCUGAGCCGCUAUGCUCAUUUUGUAUUGAAACAUCCAUUUUCACAUCUAGUGGACAGUACGGCAAAUGUACGCUGUCACCAGCACAUUACCGUUUAUUAAUGGACUUAUUCGUGUCAGUGGUGCAGCGACCGCUAAUACACUGCAGUACCUCUGAACAAGUUGAUGAGCAUCUUCGACUGCAGUACGUAAAUAUGAUCAAACAACUGAUACAGGAAAAAGCAAUUCAGUCAAAAGAGGCUGCCCUUGCUGGCAAUGACGAUAAUGUUUUAUUUGAAUAUCUUGGACAUCGAGAGUAUAUCGAUACUUUACAGAUGCCUCUGCAACCAUUAGCGGAAAAUCUUGAUUCGGGUACUUACGCAAUUUUUGAAGAGGAUUCGGUGAAAUAUGAUAUAUAUCGUGAAGCGAUAUGUUAUGCUGUUGAGGAUCUCGUUAAAAUAAUUAGUGAGGAGCGAAACAUCGUUGUGUAUCUUUUAGGAGCAGGGCGAGGGCCCCUGAUGCAAAUGAUAAUUGAAGCUGAAGAAUUAUUCAAUGCAAAAAGUUGUAAUCGCCGCGAAUUGCUGAGGCUUGAACUCUAUUCAAUGGAGAAAAAUGCACAUGCCGUCGUUACUUUGCAAUUUAGAAACAAACACCACUGGAAGAAUCGAGUACGAAUUAUUGAGGGCGAUAUGCGAAAGUUGAGUGAAAAAGUCAGAGCUGGUCAAUUGCCAUCUCCAGAUUUAGUUGUUUCGGAAUUGCUGGGAUCUUUUGGUGAUAAUGAACUGUCUCCUGAAUGUCUCGAUAGUAUUACGGAUAUUUUGCGCCCAACUACUAUCAGUAUUCCUCAACAGUAUACCAGUUACAUCGCUCCCAUUCAGUCGGUUCGUUUACAUCAAAAAGUACUGUGCUGUUCAGGUGUUACAAAAUAUUUUGAGCGUGGUUUUCCUGGCCGUGGACGAUUGGAACCCAUUAAAUUACAAGAUGGCACUUACGCAUUACCUGAAUGCCCGGAAGCUUCGCAAUUCGAUGAAAUAUAUGUAGUUUGCAUGCGUUCUGUUUGUGAGCUUGCAAAGCCCAAAGCUGUUUUCAAUUUCGAGCAUCCAAAUUUUGAACGAAAAUCAAAUGCCCGGAGUGCAUGCAUUCAAUUCGCAGUUGAUAUGCAGUCGGAGUUAAUGGGAUUCGCAGGCUACUUUACUGCACGACUUUAUAGAAAUUGCCAGUUGAGCAUUGUUCCACAGACGCACACAAAAGGUUUAGUCAGUUGGUUCCCAGCUCUUAUACCACUUCGAAAUCUUUAUCGCUUACAGAAGGGUACUGAAGUCAUCUUUCAUGUUGAACGGAAAAUUGAUAUGCAAGGUGUUUGGUACGAAUGGUUUUGCGAAUUCCAGGAUACCGAUGGAAAAGUCAGAACGACACCUUUGCAAAAUAAGGAUGGUAUGAGUUAUUUCAUGCGCUUAUAAGUAUCUGAUUUAUCGACUGAUAAAUGUGUGCAUGUCGGGUGAUGUUUCCGCUAUUUUGGACGAAUUGUCAGUGUUGAAUUCUUGUCAUAUUUCUGUUCAGGCAUUUGAGAGUUGUGAUUCCAUGUUGAUGGCUUUUGAAACGUUGAAUUGUAUCGACUUGUUGUUGUUGCUUUCGUAUUUCUUGCUAUUUUAAAAAAUAAGUUGUUACUGCGGGCGGACCGUAAUGUUUUAUGAAGAGAGUUGCUUGUUAUAUAGCUGAUCCAAAAUUUGAUUCUCACAGACAUGAAUUUUGCUAGCAAAUGAUUAUCAGCUUUGUCCAUUGUGCACAUGGUUGAGAUGGAUCUAUUAUGUUCAAGACAAGUAAAAGGUUUUCUUUGAACUAAAGAUUUUAAUGCUGCAAUUAAUUGUUAAUUGUUGCUUUGUUCAUGUGAUCUUUAUUGCCUUCCAGCAGGAAUGUUUCUUCCUCAGAGGUUUUACAGGUAUGCUUCGAAAAAAAGUCACUGUUUUUUGUCCUUCUGUGAAAGUAACACAUUGGUUGUCUAAUCUAUUUUGCUAUUGUUUUAUGAUUUUAUUAUACUCCACUUUAAUCUGUUAAAUUGAUUCAACAAAGUUCGAAACUAUUGUUCUUUUUAAAAAUUUGUUUUCAACGUG